Exaiptasia diaphana is the source of this 2181-nucleotide messenger RNA. Its product is annotated as caspase-8. Lineage: Eukaryota; Metazoa; Cnidaria; Anthozoa; Actiniaria; Aiptasiidae. Bases 66 to 1457 code for a protein of 463 amino acids. The record is from RefSeq and is a predicted model, not a curated record. Gene Ontology annotation, biological process: regulation of apoptotic process; proteolysis. The transcript is spliced from 2 exons. Gene Ontology annotation, molecular function: cysteine-type endopeptidase activity.
UCAAAAUACACAUCAGAAGUUUUCGAUUGUGAUUUGUACCCGUUUUCUCCAAAAAACAYUCAUUUAUGGAGCCUGAAAUUUAUAGAUUUCGKCUUAAAAAGAAUUAUGAAACUAUACUAAGAGAUUUAGAACCGAAAAAACUCAUUGGUUUUUUAUAUCAGGAUGAUAUUUUCGAUGAAGACGACAUGGACGAAGUUCGCAGUGAAAAGACUCGAAAGAAACAAGCAGUCCAGUUCUUGGAAACUCUGAAUACUAAAGACGUUGCUGGAUAUGCUGUUUUAGUCAAGGCUCUCGAAGAAAAGCAGCCUCAUUUAGCAAGAAUAUUGAAAACCCCAGUUCGUGAUGAAAAUUUGAUCUUACGGYCAUCAGGACCCAAACAUUCAGGGCAACCAAUCAGUAUGGAACAACUUACAGAGAUGCUACGUCACCAAUCUAACUUGAAUCCCCAAUUAGCAGAGUUGAUAGGAGUUGCACCAAGUUAUGCCAAUGACCCAGUAGAACAAAGUGAGCAAAGUUCUCAACAUCCUCAUCACACAACAGAGAGUUGUCAACCUUUUAAUUCAUCAACAGAUGCUGGUCUUCCCUUUAACAUCAAACGCACAAAUUUUCAAUUGAUAUCACCCUUAUACCGACCACACUUGCUUGACUCUGUGUACAAGAUGACUAGCUCACCGCGAGGACUAGCUGUGAUCAUUAACAUWAUGAACUUUGAACCUGAUCCAAGUAAGCAAUGUAAGCAUGAUGAGAAACUUGAUUCACGAGAGGGAUCCGAACUCGACUUGCAUGCUCUAGGCCAACUCUUCAGUGGUCUAAAUUUCAGGGUAAUGUCAAUGGAAGACAAGAAAGAGGAUGAAAUUCGAAAGGAGCUCAAGGGUAUUGCCAAGAGUGACUUAAGUCAGUAUGAUUGCUUCGUUCUGUGCAUUAUGAGCCAUGGGAAAAAGAAUUUCUUCUACAGUAAAGAUGGAGGGAAAAUCAAAAUAUCAGAGAUUAAAAAAAUGUUCAACAAUUCAGAAUGUGUUUCUCUAUGUCAAAAGCCAAAGUUGUUUUUCAUCCAAGCUUGUAGAGGCACAGACAUAGAUUUUGGUCACAUUGUGAGUGAUGCACCUUCUGAGCACAAUGAGAAAGAAAAAGGAAUUGAGGCAGAUGCACCAACUCACACAGUUCCAAAGAGCGCACAACAAUCAACAUCGGACAAUGCUCAUUUCCUUUUAGCAUACUCUAGCGUGGAGGGGUACACUUCAUACCGCAACACCAAAAGAGGAAGCCGCUUCAUCACCUGUCUYGUAGACGUAUUCAGAGAUUAUGCAGGAGUUGAGGAUGUUGAAAGCAUGAUGACAAGAGUCAUUAAAGAUGUCAACAAAGCUGGUGAUAUAUCUACAAAGCAAGUUCCAAAGCCAGAAACAACUUUGACCAAAAAAGUGUUUUUCUGGCCAGGAAUGCAAAAUUUCCACAUUUAAAUAUAUCAUAUUGAGAAGAAAACAUUUGAAAACCACCACACAUUUUAUAGUGGACAACAGCAARAAAGAGAACAUUUUCCUUCCUGUUAUCAGUGACAGACUGCUAGUAUCACUKUGGAAUGGUGUCAUUGAUUAUAAUAUUAAAAGCCCACCAAAACAUAAAAUUCAGGAUGUGUGCAAAUCAAUAUUAUCUAGCAAGAGCAAUUGGAUAGCCAAUUUGUGUACUUUUUUAUUAAUUCAAUCUUCUUUGCGUAAAAUAUACCAGAUCAAAAUGCUGAAAAUGUAAAAACUCUGAAAGACAAUAAUAUAAUUUCAUAGCAAUAGCUCACAAUAUAAUUCACAUUAUUUCCUUGCGUCAGGUAUUAAAUAAUAAUCCWCUUUAGUUGACUAUUUAACAGUAGAAAGAAAGGAUUCUGAAAACCUUCCUCAGCAAUUUCUUCACACAAAAAUCCAGUACUUAUUUACAAGUACUUUUUAAACACAUAACUUUAUUUUUCAAUUAAGGGUCGACGUUACUGUUUCUCUGGUUUUAAACUAUGAUUUCCAUACACUCUUCAAGGAGUAUUCCAGGUUUUAUAGAGGAGUUCUUUAGCAUUAACACCAUGUAUUGUAGACAAGUGGUGAAUUAGAAAUAAAUUAUUCAUUGUAUGUAAUUUGAACAARUAUGUAAAAAAACGUUUUAUUAGUUCACAGUUACAUUGAAGUAAAACUUCGUAACUUGAAA